Notolabrus celidotus (New Zealand spotty) is the source of this 5059-nucleotide messenger RNA. RefSeq names its product FA complementation group D2 (gene fancd2). NCBI's taxonomy places the organism in Eukaryota, Metazoa, Chordata, Actinopteri, Labriformes, Labridae. The record is from RefSeq and is a predicted model, not a curated record. Gene Ontology annotation, biological process: mitotic intra-S DNA damage checkpoint signaling; double-strand break repair involved in meiotic recombination; homologous chromosome pairing at meiosis. The transcript has 44 exons. Bases 381 to 4700 code for a protein of 1439 amino acids. Gene Ontology annotation, cellular component: nucleus; condensed chromosome. Gene Ontology annotation, molecular function: DNA polymerase binding.
UCCUUAUCCUGCAAGUCGACAGAGUUCCAACCCCGCCCGAUAACAGCGACAAUGGUUAUAAAACACGCGUCCCUAAAUUGGAGAGUUAGAGACUUUCUAAAAAAAUGUUAUCUUUGUAAUGCGGAAGGACGGGCCAAAUUAUUUCAACAACAUGAUAGAAAUUUAAGUCGAUAGCGUAUUAUCUAUUAAAGUGACUAGACACAAAGAGCCCCGUUACUUUAUUUAGAUAUAAAACCGUUACAAUACUUCCGGUUUGUACACUUCUGUCUCUGAAACAACAUGGUGACGACCCCUAACUGUAGAGGAUGACGUAGGCACCGCAUUGGCGCGGAAGUUUGUUUUGUAACUUGUGGCAGAGGCUGAGCUGAGUUCAUCUGUCCAUGAAAAUGAUGCGUAAAAAGAAACGUUCCUCUGUGGAUAAAGACGAAGCUACCACAGCAACUAAGGCAAAGAAGAGUCGUAGCACUGGUCGCCAACCAAAGGAAGCAGCUCCAGAAGAGACCAAUCAGAGUGUCUUUGGCGUCUUUCUGCGAGAGGCAGGUGUCACCUUAAAACAAGGUGGCACAUCCAAUGAGAUUGCUGUGGACCAAGUCGUUUUCCAAAAACGGAUACAAAAAAAACUACAGAAGAGUCCCAGAUACCCUGGGAUUGUGCAGGAAUUCACCACUGGACUGGAGUCUCAUAUUGAGGAUGCUGAGCGGUUUAGGAACUGCCUCCUUCCUUGUGUCCCGAGAUUGUCCGAUGGAGACUCUGGUUCUGUCAGCUCAUUCCAGGAAAGUCUGCUACGUAUGUUGAUGGGGAUUGAGAUGCUGCAGAAAUACAUCAUUAACGUUUUGCUCGAGAAACUCCCUGAAUUUAUGCUUGAUGGUCCUGGAGAAGGAGGGCUCAGUGUUCCUCGCAUAAUUAUAAACCAGCUUAAAUGGCUGGACAGAGUUGUGGACAGCAAGGAGCUGGCUGUGAAGCUCAUGGAGCUGGUGUCAGUAGCACCAGUGGAAGUUCAGCGUGACAUCAUCACCAGUCUGCCAGAGAUACUUGAAGACUCCCAACAUGACGAUAUAGCCGGAGAGCUCAACACUUUACUCAAGGAGAACACUCAGUUGACAGUCCCCAUUCUAGAUGCCCUCUCAAGCCUGAGUCUAAGCUCUUCAUUGCUAAUUGAGGUCCGUGGAGCUGUUAUGGCAACUUUGGCUGCCGUGCAGCUGGACGACCUCCCUGUUGUGGUCAAGUUCAUCCUCCACUCUGUCUCAGCCUCUGAUGCCUACGAGGUGGUGUGUAGUCUUCGUAAAAAGCUGGAGUUGGAGCAGUGUGUUCUCCCUCCUGUGUCAAAGUGCAAAGGAUCAGGAGCGUCUGCCUCCACACCAGCAGCUGGCAGCAGUCAGGACAGUGUUACAUUGGUAUUAGAUGGGAUCAAGUCUGCAGUGCGAUUCCAGAAAACAAUAUCUGAGGCUUGGCUCAAGGCAAUCGAAUCUGUGGAUGAAGUAGAGGACCAUAAGGUCAUAGAUCUGCUGGUGCUGUUCAUCCUCCACUCCACUAAUGCAAACCAGAGUCGACGGGGUGCGGAGAAGCUACUAAAGGUGAAAGUGAGGACUGGACUGAUCCAGGAGACUCUGCUUCAAAAGACCUUCAGGGACUAUGCUCAGGUUAUGCGAGGGUAUUUCUCCUCCAUCCUGGCUCUGGCUCAGGGUCUGCUGCGCUCCCCUGACCCCUGUGUGGUCCCUUUUGGUGGACACAUGUACCGACACUCAUUCACUGCCUUUGAUUCCUACAGCCGGCAGGAGGUGGUUGGUGCUUUAGUGACCCAUGUGUGUAGUGGUUUGGGUGGGGAGGUGGACAUGGCUCUGGAGCUGCUCUGUGGUCUAGUAACAGAAAAGCCCUCAGAAAUGGCGGUGUAUGCUGUUUUUGUUAAGGGAAUCUUGGACUACAUGGAAAACCUCAUGCCUCAGCAGAUCCGCAGACUCUUCCACCUCCUGAGCAGACUGGCCUUCGGGCAGCAGCAACAAGGAUCUCAUAUCCAGGAUGACAUGCACAUAGUGAUCCGUAAACAGCUGUCCAGCACUGUACCCAAGUACAAACGUAUCGGCAUCAUUGGUGCUGUUAUGAUUGUAGGCAGUAUGGGGGCCAGCAGGGUAAAACUGAAGGAGUCACAGAAUGGGUCGUUAUCCCAGGAGACUCUCAGACAGGUGUCAGCUCUGUUGGAGCUUGUGAAGUCGAGCAGUGAGAGCUCACCUGAGGCUGCAGCUCUGUACUAUGAUGAACUGGCCAACCUGAUUCUGAGCUCCACCCUGGACCCUCAGGUGUUGGAAAUGAUCGCAAAGAGUGUCCUGGAUGACUUCCAGAACGACUUUGUAGUGGAUUUAGGCCCAGAUAUUUCAGGAUCGUUUCCCUUCCCGGUCUGCUUUAUGUACAACCUCGACGAGGACGAGAGUCAGGGUGGCAUUGCUAUCAACCUGCUACCUCUCCUGGCCAAAGACAUCCAGAGCAAAAGAGAGCAGCAGAGUCAGAAUGAGAAGGCGCAAAGGCGAGUGUCUCCUCUGUGUUUGUCUCCAUUUUUCCGCCUCCUGAGACUCUGUGAGGAGAAACAGCACCAGGGAGACCUCGAGGAGAUUGACGCCCUGUUAGGCUGCCCUGUGAUCCUGACAGACAUGGAUGUGCUGGAGAAGACUGAGAGCCUGUCUAAAACAGAGCGGGAAUUUCUCUGUACACUGCUCUUUCACACCAUCAACUGGUUUAGAGAGGUCGUCAAUGCAUUCUGCAGACAGAAAGAUAUCGAGAUGAAGAUGAAAGUGAUGACUCGUCUGCAGAACAUCACCUACCUUCAGACGCUGCUGGAGAAGGCGUUGGCAGGAACACCUGGCUAUGUUCCACCCAUCGCUAACUUUGACGGAGAAAGCCCCGAUGCUGUCAUUCAGAGUUCCACUGCUCCUGUAAUUAAGACGAAGAAGGAGGGCACAGGGAAGAAGAGGAAGGCCCCUGGCAGGAAUUCCUCAGAGAACAGCUCUCAGCUUGAUGAGACGACUGAUGCAGAUAAAACUAUGCAGGAGCAACCAGAGAAGGAAAAAGAAAAGGAGAUCCGGCAAGGAGUCAGUCUAGUGUCCUACAGGCAGUUUUUCAGGGAGCUGGACAUGGAGGUGCUGAGUGUGCUGCAGUGUGGCUUGCUCAGCCGCUCAGUGUUGGACUCUGAGCUCCAAUCCAAGGUGCGAGAGGAAGUUCUUCUGGGUCCCGCCGAGCUGCUUUUCCUACUGGAGGAUAUGCUGCGCAAACUGGAAUUCAGUCUUACAGCUGCACCGGCCAAGAGAGCCCCUUUCCUCAAGGGGAAGACUGAUAAGAGCGUGGGCUUCUCCCAUCUACAACAGAUGAGCUCCAAAGAUAUCUCCUCCUGUUGCGUCCAGCUGCUGCCCACCCUCUGCUCACAUCUGGAGAAUUGCCACAACCAUUUUCAGACCCUGCUGUCUGAGAACAAUGGCAUUGUGGAUGGACCUGCCACAGAUGCUCAGGAGCACCAGCUGAUGUCAUCAGCCUACCAGCUGCUCCUGCAGGUCUUGAACACCACUUUCAGCUGGUCUGGAUUCAACCUGCCAGGGCAGCGAAGCUUACUGAAGAAGGCCCUGGGAGUUUUGGCUGGACGAAUCAAAGAGGGAGGUGCGGAGUUACCCCUGGACCAGCUGGUGAAACACAGCUUUGAGUACCUGGUGAACUUCAGAAGCACAAUGCCGAGUCUCAGCACUGCUCUGUGCCUCUCCCAGCUCCUGUCCACUGUGUCAGAGAAAGGAGGGAACCCUGCUGCCUACAGAGAGCAGAGAGCUUCCCUUGCAAAACAUUUCCUCGGCCAAGAGUGGGUGACAGCCAGCGGUGAGAGGGAGCGGGGGACCAAAUUCAAUGAUACACUUUACUCUCUCCUAAGCAUCUACCUGGAGCAUGUGGAUGAUGUUCUGAAGGCAGUGGAGGAGAUAGCAGGAGAAGGAAUCACUGAGCUCAUUAAUGCAGCCAAAGAUGAGAGCUCUGCAACAUGGCCCACACUCAACAGGCAGACAUUCCUGGUCUUCUAUAAAGUUUUGAUGGGCGAGCUGGAAAAAGCUGCCAGGAAGAUUCCUCCUUUUAAAACCAGUGACAGCACUGAGGCUCAGAGUGAAAAGCUGCUGACAUGGAACCUGGCUGUCCGAGAUUUUCACGUCCUCGUCAACUUAGUUAAGGUGUUUGAUUCCAGACCGGUGCUCAAUGUGUGCCUCAAGUAUGGUCGCCUCUUCCUGGAGUCUUUCCUUAAGUUGGGGAUGCCGCUGCUAGACAACAGUUUCAAAAAACACAAGGAGGAUGUUCAGAGUCUUCUGAAGACCUUCCAGCUCAGCACCAGACAGCUCCAUCACAUGUGCGGGCAUUCAAAGAUCCAUCAGGACAUGAGCCUGACCAACCACGUACCUGCUUUGAAGAAGAGCCUGGAGCUGUUUGUCUACAGAGUCAAGGCCAUGCUGACACUUAACAACUGUCAGGAGGCUUUCUGGAUCGGCAACCUGAAGAAUCGAAACCUAAAGGGUGAAGAGAUUCUUUCUCAGAUGUCACAAGGAAGUGAUGAUGAGGAAGAGGGGCAACAAUCACCGGCGCCUCAGGAGCAGUCAGAGAAUGAGGAGUCUGACUCGGAGGAGAGAAGGACGGUCAACAGAGGGAAAAGUAUGAUUGAAGAUGAUGAUUCGGAUGAUUCAGACUAACAGAAAGAUGAACUCUGUUUGUUUCAUUGUAAAGUGAACUCUGUCAAUGUCUUAUCUGUGGAUCACAUGUUCAAUUUUAGAUUCCAGGAGACAUGUUUUGUUGUAUUUUGUGAUGUAUAAAAUGUUGCUAUUCAAUAUGCACUCUGAGAUUAAUCAAAUAAUUCAAGUAAUUUGCAUUCUUACAUACGUGACAAUAACCUAAGGCACAGGAGAAAGAUUCAGAAAGUGCAUAUCCCUGUUUAAGAUAAAACAAGUAAAGAAAUGGAAGUCUAAUUUUCCAGAUAAGGUUCUGUUUUUGUUUUGCUGUCUGUUUUGUUCCAUUUGUUUGCCAACAGAAUAAAAUAUUGAUGUUAAAGAGA